This is a messenger RNA of Candoia aspera, 923 nucleotides long. RefSeq names its product ankyrin repeat domain 63 (gene ANKRD63). The transcript has a single exon. Lineage: Eukaryota; Metazoa; Chordata; Lepidosauria; Squamata; Candoiidae. Gene Ontology annotation, molecular function: protein binding. Bases 135 to 923 code for a protein of 262 amino acids. The record is from RefSeq and is a predicted model, not a curated record.
UCUGUCUCUCCCGGGGCGGAAAGGCGGUGAUCGCCAUGGAGACUUGAAGCGAGGUUAUAAAGCAGAUCUGGAGAGCCGCCGCCUCGAGUCACCAUCAGGCACCGAACCGCGGGGACCGGUAGCAGUGGGAGGCCAUGCUGAAACCGCGGGACCUGGGCCCGGGGGAGUCCACCCGGACUUUCCUGGAGGCCAUGAACGCGGGCCGGCUGCAUCUGGCGCGCUUUGUCCUGGACGCCCUCGAUGGGGCCAUCGUGGAUUGCCGAUCAGAGCGCGGCCGUUCGCCGCUCAUGUUCGCCGUGCUGUUGAAGGACCCGGCGUGGCGCCUGGCCUUUGCGCGGCUGCUGCUGGAGCGUCGCGCCGCGGUAAACCUGCGCGAUGAUGCCGGGCGCAACGCCCUCAGUUUGGCCUGCGAGCGCGGCUAUUUGGAGGUCAUCAAGCUGCUGGUCCAGUUCGGCGCCGACCCAGACGCAGUGGACGCGCGCGGCUGGAGCCCCCUCAUGUACGCCUCCUCGCAAGGGCGGACGGCGGUGGUCGAGUGGCUCUUGCGCUCCUUCCGCCGCCUCGGGCAGCUCUACCUCGAGCGCGCCGACCGCGCCGGCCAUACAGCCCUGCAGCUCGCCGCCAACGGGGGCCACCACCAGUGCGUGCGGGCGCUGCGAGCGGCCGGCGCCUUGAUCCUCAUCCUCCCGGAGCCGCAGUCCCCGGCCAACGACGACAGCGGGGCCGCAUCUGCGGCUUCUCCCCCGCACCACGCGGCCAGCGAGCGUGGGCUCCCACAAGACGAGGAGGGCGCGCAGGAGCAGAGAUUCCGGGAAGCAGCCGCAGACGGCCCAGAAGCGAGAAAGGAGCCCUCGGCGGCGAGAGGACGCCCGCUGAUUCGCAGGUCCACGGCGCCCGACUGUCAGAGCCUUCUCGGCUACUAA